GGCGGCGUCCGGGCCCGCCCCCGGGAGGCGCCCACCCAGGCCCGCGGCCCUGGCCGCCCUCCCCGGCGCCGCCGACCAUGCGCCCCCUCGCGCGGACCCUGGUGCUGCUGCUGCUGCUGCCGACUCUCGCGCUGCCCGCGGCCGCCGGCGCCCCAGACGCUCGGCCGAGCGCGCGGCGGAGCCUGGCGUGGGGGCCGGGGCUGCAGGCGGCCGUCGUGGUGCCCGUCCGCUACUUCUACCUGCAGGCCGUCGGCGCGGACGGGCAGAACUUCACCCGAUCGCCCCCAGGUCAAACGUUAUUCAAAGUAGUAAUCAAGUCUCUUUCACCUAAAGAAUUAGUUCGUAUUCACGUGUCUAAGCCUUUGGACAGGAAUGAUGGAACAUUUUUGGUGCGAUAUAGGAUGUAUGAAAGUGUGAGUGAAGGGCUAAAGAUAGAAGUUUUUUAUGGUGAUGAACACGUGGCUCAGUCUCCGUACAUCUUGAAAGGACCAGUAUACCACGAGUACUGCAUGUGUCCGAAGGAAGAUCCUCAGGCCUGGCAGAAAACUCUUGCGUGCCCAACCAGAGAACCCCAGAUUGAGAAAGAUUUUGCUCCUUUUCCCAGCAUCAGUCUCCAGCAGAUGCUAAAUGAAGUCCCAGCCAGGUUUGGGGGGGAAAUGGGCGCCGUUGUUCAUUACACGAUUCUCAAUAACCGCAUCUACCGGAGAAAUUUAGGGAAAUACACAGACUUCAAAAUGUUCUCUGAUGAGAUUUUGCUGUCCCUGGCAAGAAAGGUCGUUCUCCCAGAUUUAGAGUUUUACGUUAAUCUUGGAGAUUGGCCCUUGGAGCAUAGAAAAGCCAAUGAAAUUCCAGCUCCUUUACCUAUCAUUUCGUGGUGUGGCUCUGUGGACUCCCAAGAUAUUAUCCUUCCAACCUACGAUAUCACCCACUCCACACUUGAAGCUAUGAGGGGUGUCACCAAUGAUCUCCUCUCUAUUCAGGGAAAUACAGGACCUUCCUGGAGCAAUAAGACAGAAAAAGCUUUCUUCAGAGGCCGGGACAGCCGGGAGGAGAGGCUUCAGCUGGCGCAGCUGUCCAAAGAAAACCCGCAGCUCCUAGAUGCCGGAAUCACAGGGUAUUUCUUUUUCCGAGAGAAAGAAAAGGAGCUUGGAAAAGCUAAAUUAGUUGGUUUCUUUGAUUUCUUUAAGUACAAGUACCAAGUGAAUGUGGAUGGGACGGUGGCUGCUUACAGAUACCCAUAUCUCAUGCUGGGUGACAGUCUGGUUCUGAAGCAGGACUCUCCAUAUUAUGAACAUUUCUAUCUUGCACUAGAGCCUUGGAAACAUUAUGUUCCAGUUAAAAGAAAUCUUAGUGAUUUACUGGAGAAAAUUAAAUGGGCCAAGGAAAAUGAUGAGGAAGCCAAGAAGAUUGCCAAAGAAGGGCAGUUGACGGCGCGGGCCCUGCUGCAGCCUCACCGGCUUUACUGCUACUAUUACAGAGUCCUAAAGAUGUACGCUGACCGCCAGUCCAGCAAGCCGGAAAUCCGAGAGGGGAUGGAGCCUGUGGCCCAGCCUAAAGACAGCACCGCCACCUGCCACUGCCACGAGGGAAGUCCAGCGAGAGAAGAGCUGUGAGGCCUGGCAGUGCCUGAGACACUGUCUCGGGGGGCCUUUCUGCAGGCAUGGAUGGACUGAGCCAAGGAAAAGCAGGAUGACCAAGUGGCUUUGGAUUUUUCCUUUAUCUUAAGUAAAAACGACUUGUUCUCCGCUUCACAGUGUCUCUUAGCGGAAAGCACAGGAGUGACAGUGGGGAGAGAAGCUUGAGGAGACAGAGGCCUGGCAGUGACUGCCCUCAUCAGAGUGAGAGGUUUGUUCCUUGCCUUUGUCCGCUUUCCUUCUUCUCCAUCUCAUUAGCAGCAGUGAACACGGUUGUGCAGCUCCGCGUGUGCUGCAUGUUGCACCUGCAGGUUGCUGAUGACUCCAGUAAUAGCCAGCCUGCAUGGAAGCUCACAAGAAGACUCUCAAGGGAGAAGUUUUAAUUUAUUUUCUAUUUAAGUAAUUUUUUGUACUUCGGCACCCCGGUGCCCAGCACUGUAAAUAGUCAUGUUUCAGGCCUACAUUGUCGUUACACCUCACCCAGAAGGGAGGGGCUAUUUUUUGAUGCUUACUCUUUCUAAGUAAGUUGUAUGAUGGCCUCACUUUUUUUUUUUCUGGAGAAUGUAUAGAAUGCCAGAUUUGCCACAUGCAAAAAUAGUUGAAGAAUUGUUUGGUGUUAGUUUUCCCUGGGUAACUGGUGAACCCAGGUGGGCCGUGUGCAGUGCAAGCCCCCUACCUCUUGCACUGUCACUCCAGCCAUAAAAGCCAAAAAUAUUUUCAAGUGAAAUAGUGCCUUAUCUAGGAAUUCCAUCUCCUUGGGUUGUUUGUACACAGAGUUCCCAAAGUAAAGGAGAGCCUCCUGUCAGUGCCUUUCAUUAUCUGCAGAUUGAAUGGCUCAGAGAGAACAAGGCCAGUGGGCAGUGUUCAUUCUUUUUCUUCUCUAAAGGGGCACUUGAGGGCCUCUCUACAGGCUGCGGUGAGCCCAGGCUCCUGAGAAUUCCCUGGGAGGCCCCGAAGGUUUCUUCCCUCUGCCCUUGCUCUGGGCCGCUGGGUUUCCUCGUUAUCAGGAGGAAAUCUGCAGGGAUUUUCUUAGUCUUUGAGGACAGUUCACACUUCCAUCUUAAAGCCCAGAACUUUGUGAUAGACUCCUUGUAUUACCGCCCCCCCAAAAAGAUUCAGCUCAUUAAAGAACACACUCCAAAAACAAGCACUAUCCACACUCCCAGUUUAAAAAGACAGACUUUAGGGCUGGAGAGAUAGUACCAGAGUCAAGGCAUGUGGGAUUUCAAUCCCAGCAACACCUUGGCUCACUCCUGAGCACAGAGCUAGGAGUAGUCCUUUGCUGCUACUACAGUGCAAAGCUCUACCCAAAAAAUUCUACAAAGAUGAACUCUCUUCAUAGAUACCUUUCCCUAAUGUGGAAAACCGUGUAACCUUUUUAAAGUAGUCAUGUUUUUUGAAAUGCAGUAAGAACAGAAUUUUAUUUUAUUUACUUUUUUGGCACACCUGGCUUCCUCCUGGCUCUGUUCAGGGAUCACACCUUCUACACUUGGUGGACCAUAUGUGAUGCUGGGAAUCAAACUGAGUCUGUCACAUGCAAUCCUAGCACCUUACUCUGUGUACUGUUGCUCUAGCCUCAGAAUUUUAAAAAAUGAAUAAGGAAAAGCAAAGCCACAUUUGGAUUAUGCACAUUUCCAUGGGUUUAUCUACAUUUCCCUGGACAACCAAAGUCGGUUAUCCAGGGAAAACUAAUACCCGACAAUUCUCAAAGUGCUAAGAAAACACCUUCCCAAAUCCUGUUCCUUGACUGGUCAGAGUGGAGAUUCUGAAAAUAAGUUUGCAUUCCCUCCCACUUACCCUGGCUUCCAGUCCAUUCCUGAUGUCUACUUGCAUUUUGAUGAAAACAUCUUCCAGUUAAAAUAUUUUUUAUCAUCAACUGCCAAACAGGCCCAAAAGUUCAAAGUGAGUUGAGGCACACAGCUUUUGGGUUUGGAAAAGGAAGGGAAUGCUUGGAUAAAUGGAGUCCCUGGAGAAAAGCUGCUCGAGAGAGAAGCCUUCAUCUAGAAGAUUCUCCAGCCCACCAGCUCAGUCAUAGCCUGAAAAAUGUUCGUUUUUCAGGACUUUCUGACACAAAUGCAAUUUGCUAAAAAUGCAAUUACUAAAAUCCUAAUUCUUUACAUUUCUAGGGAAUUAAUUAUUCCCUAGUUCACAUUUAUAUUACUUAUUUUCACUAUUCCAAUUUUCUUAAAAUUAUGUAAUCUUUCAAAGGGGAUAGGAUAUAUUAAUGAGGAUAUACAAGUAAACAUGAUAACAGCAUUAGUCUAGAGAAACUAUCAACUUGUUUUUUGGGGGGGCGUUGCAAUGUUGUUCUUUAAUAAAAUCUUGGAACUUCUUAAACAGCCAUCUUAGGGAAUAGGCUAAAUUGAUUUUGCUACAUCAACAAAUACAGUACAGCUAAAAUAACUUCACUGAAACUGUGAAGUAGUUCUAAAAGUCCUCUUGUGAAAAUUUUCUGAUUUAAAAAAAUGUAGUUAUGCAACAAUGAGUAUAAUGCAAAAUGAUGUAUAAAAUAUACACACAUAUGUGUGGUUCAAAUUUUGAGACGAAACUCACCAAUAAAUGAGGAGGAGGGUGUUUGUGAGAGGAAUUUUUACUUUUUGUUUUAUUCCUAUUAUAUGCAAAGUGUUUUUACUAUAAGUAUGAAUCAGAUGGUAAAAUUAAGAAAAAUAAAGACCUUGGAAAAGAUGUGUACAAAAGAUAGAAGUAGUAAAUAAAUAUUUAUAUUUUCUGUAUGCUCUUAAAUCUACUAUAUUCAAAAUUUUAUAUCCUGGGACAUAAUAAAGAACAUUUUCUAAAUAAAUUUCUUUAAAGAUAUUUUUUGAGA
Molecule: messenger RNA, 4458 nt
Organism: Sorex araneus (European shrew)
Lineage: Eukaryota; Metazoa; Chordata; Mammalia; Eulipotyphla; Soricidae
Gene: POGLUT3
Product: protein O-glucosyltransferase 3
Exons: 8
Coding region: 78-1613 (511 amino acids)
Cellular component (GO): endomembrane system
Molecular function (GO): protein binding; glucosyltransferase activity
Source: RefSeq, a predicted model, not a curated record